Messenger RNA from Coffea eugenioides, 2868 nucleotides. RefSeq names its product probable helicase CHR10. The record is from RefSeq and is a predicted model, not a curated record. Gene Ontology annotation, molecular function: ATP-dependent chromatin remodeler activity; DNA helicase activity; ATP binding. Bases 26 to 2665 code for a protein of 879 amino acids. The transcript has 17 exons. Gene Ontology annotation, biological process: chromatin remodeling; DNA repair. NCBI's taxonomy places the organism in Eukaryota, Viridiplantae, Streptophyta, Magnoliopsida, Gentianales, Rubiaceae.
GCUACUCUUACCUCCAAAUCCAACGAUGAACUACCAGCAAAGACUGAUGGCAGCGGCCAAGUAUGUCUACGCCGGCGACUCCCCCGCCAGAGAUGAUCCGGUGGUCAAUCCCGUUGACUUCGGAAUCACUGCCACUCUCAAACCUCACCAAGUAGAAGGCCUCUCCUGGCUAAUUAAACGCUACCUUCUCGGCGUCAACGUUAUUCUAGGGGAUGAGAUGGGGUUGGGAAAGACUUUACAAGCAAUAUCUUUUUUGAGUUAUUUGAAGGUUCAUUGGAGGUCUUCUGGGCCAUUCUUGGUAUUAUGUCCACUGAGUGUGACUGAUAGUUGGGUAUCCGAAGUAGCCAAUUUUGCUCCCAAGAUAAGAGUCCUCUGUUAUGUUGGAGAAAAGGAACAUAGAUGCACCUUGCGCAAGAAGAUGUAUGAGCAUGUCAAAGGCCAGCUUUUAUUGUCUAAUGUACCAUCAUUAGCUUUUGAUAUGCUACUGACUACAUAUGACAUAGCAUUAAUUGAUCAGGAUUUUCUGUCGCAAUUUCCAUGGCAUUAUGCAAUCAUUGAUGAAGCACAGAGACUUAAAAAUCCUUCAAGUGUUUUGUAUCAUGUCCUCAAAGAAAGGUUCAUUAUGCCGAGAAAGUUGCUGAUGACUGGCACUCCUAUCCAGAACAAUCUAACUGAACUUUGGGCUUUGAUGCACUUCUGUAUGCCCUUAGUAUUUGGAAGAUUGGAGGAGUUCCUUUCAGCAUUCAAAGAAGCUGGAGAUCCUUCAUGUUGCAAUUCAGAGAUAGCUCGAAAUCAGUUUAUUAAACUGAAAUAUGUACUUGGAGCAUUCAUGCUUCGAAGAACCAAAUCAAAGCUUAUUGAGUCUGGGAACCUUGUGCUGCCGCCUCUCACUGAGAUCACUGUGAUGGCACCCUUGGUUCCUCUGCAGAAGAAAGUCUAUGUGUCCAUAUUGCGCAAAGAGCUUCCUAAGCUGCUGGCAUUUGCUUCAGGAGCCUUAAAUGCUCCUUCCUUGCGGAACAUUGUAGUUCAGCUACGCAAGGCAUGUAGUCAUCCUUACCUUUUUCCUGGUAUUGAGCCUGAACCAUAUCAAGAGGGUGAACACCUAGUUCAGGCUAGCGGGAAACUCGUAAUUCUAGAUCAUAUACUGCAGAAGCUGCAUAAUUCUGGACAUCGUGUUCUUCUUUUUGCUCAGAUGACCAAAACACUUGAUAUAUUACAGGAUUUUCUAGAAUGGAGGAAAUACUCUUAUGAGCGUCUUGAUGGUUCAGUUCGUGCCGAGGAGCGGUUUGUGGCAAUAAGAAGUUUCAGCCAACAAUCCCAAAAAGGAAGCUCAACUUCUAAAGCAGAUGAAAGCAGUGAAUUUGUCUUCAUGAUUUCUACUAGAGCUGGGGGAGUCGGACUGAAUCUGGUGGCUGCUGAUACUGUCAUAUUUUACGAACAAGAUUGGAAUCCCCAGGUCGACAAUCAAGCUCUCCAACGUGCUCACAGGAUUGGUCAAAAGAAUCAUGUUUUAUCCAUAAAUUUAGUGACAUCAAAAACAGUAGAGGAGGUUAUUAUGCGUCGGGCAGAACACAAAUUGCAACUUAGCCAUAAUGUUAUAGGAGAUGAUAUUGUUGAUCAGGAAGGGAAAGAGAUGUCAGGACCUGAAGACGGUGACUUGCGGUCUGUCAUGCUUGGUUUGCAUAAAUUUGACCCUCUAGAGAUGAGCAAUGAAAAUUCCAAUCAAAUUGACAAAAAUGAAUUGACUGCAAUAGCAGAGAGGGUUGUUGCAUUUCGCUACAAGCUACAAUCGGAAAUAGAUGACAGAAAGUUUGAGGUCAAUCCAGUAGAUAUGUUGCAUGGGACAGACAUUUUAACUCGAGGAGGUCCAGAGUCCAUUAAGUAUGACCCUGACUUAGAUGAGGCAACUUACCGUGAGUGGGUGGAAAAGUUUAAGGUAACAUCACCAUCAAACCAUGAUAGUAUUAUAGGGGUAGGAAAUAGGAGAGGCAUACUGGAGGACAAGCACCUCAAAGCCCAGGCUGCUAGGGAAAAAGCAGAGCAGAAGAAAUUGUCCAAGUGGGAAGCUCUUGGAUAUGUUUCAUUAGCUGUUGUUGAUCCUGUGAUCCCUACAGAGGACAACAUUUUGUCAGAUUCUGGUUCUGUUAAUUUUGUUUAUGGGGAUUGCACAGAUCCUUCACGAUUUUCUGCAUCAGAACCUACAGUUAUAUUCAGCUGCAUAGAUAACUCUGGAAAUUGGGGUCAUGGUGGUCUGUUUGAUGCGCUUCAAAAACUUUCAGCUUCCAUUCCGGCUGCAUACCAACGAGCUCAUGAGUUUGGCGAUCUUCAUCUGGGUGAUCUGCAUGUCGUUGAAAUUACAAAGGAUUCUGGUGAAGUAGCUAGUGGCAGUCCUGUUCGUCAAUGGGUAGCUUUAGCUGUUGUACAAUCAUAUAAUCCUAGGCAUAAGGUCCCUCGGAGCAAUAUUUCUAUUCCUGAUUUGGAAUGUUGUCUAGCUAAAGCAUCAUUUUUUGCAUCUCAAAAUUCAGCUUCAAUCCAUAUGCCAAGGAUUGGUUACCAGGAUGCAUCAUAUCGGUCAGAAUGGUAUACUGUUGAACGUCUUCUAAGGAAAUAUGCUGCCGUAUAUGGAACAAAUAUUUUUGUGUACUACUAUCGGCGUUCUGGUUGAGCAAGGUUUGUGUGAUGCUCAUUUCAUCUAUGAAAUGUAACUGUCCGUGUAUUCUAGGUUGCAGUGUUUAGUUAUUAUCUUGUUUUGGAUUUCCUUGAUGUCAGUCUUAGGAAAACCAGAGUGAAAAUAGAGUGUUUUUUUCGGAAGACUUGUUCAUCAUUCUUGCAGUGAAUGAUAUCUUUGUAAUGUAAAUAGUUGUAUUA